Messenger RNA from Quercus lobata, 1527 nucleotides. RefSeq names its product RNA-binding (RRM/RBD/RNP motifs) family protein. The record is from RefSeq and is a predicted model, not a curated record. Gene Ontology annotation, cellular component: chloroplast thylakoid membrane. Gene Ontology annotation, biological process: chloroplast rRNA processing. Gene Ontology annotation, molecular function: mRNA binding. The transcript has 4 exons. The coding region runs from base 185 to 1087 and encodes 300 amino acids. NCBI's taxonomy places the organism in Eukaryota, Viridiplantae, Streptophyta, Magnoliopsida, Fagales, Fagaceae.
CACUGGACACAAUCUGCCCACAUCAGCUUAGAUAGCAUACGUAGCUGACACACCCCCAUCCCUCACUCUUUCCUCACAUCAAAAAACCUUUAUUCUACCCCCCAACUUCAUAACAGAAAAAACCACCACCACCACCAUCGCCACCACAACCACCACCGCCAUUAGAAGAACUAACUUCCAAACCAUGGCGGCCACUGCAGCUGCGGCUGUAGGCUCAUCUUUCUCUUCGUCCAUCCACACCCUCAAGUGUAAUAUCCGCCCUAAUAAGCAAUGCCUGUCUGACCCUUUUCUUAGACUUUCCUCCUCAACUCGCAUGUUAGCAUCAAUAUCUCAUUCUUACAGGAUUGAACAGCUUUCACUCAAUGCCACCUCAAGCAAGUGGAGGCUACUCAGGAUAUCAGCUGCAGUUGCUCAAGAAGAGGUAGCAGUAACAGCUGAAGAGGUUGCUCAAGAAGAUCAGGUGAUAGUAACAGCUGAUCAAGUAGACACAGGGUUGGUUGAGGAGGAAGAUAAUAAGAGAGGAGAGGAAGUGUUGGAUGUUGAAGAAGGUGAGGAUCUUGUGAGCACUAAGCUCUACUUUGGAAAUUUGCCUUACAGUGUUGACAGUGCCCAGCUUGCUGGCAUCAUUCAGGAUUUUGGAAGUCCAGAGCUGAUUGAGGUUCUCUAUGAUAGGGUUUCUGGGAGAAGUAGAGGAUUUGCAUUUGUGACAAUGAGUAAUCUUGAAGAUUGCAAGGCAGUUAUUGAAAAUCUGGGUGGAAAAGAAUAUUUGGGCAGAACCUUGAGGGUGAAUUUCUCGGACAAACCUAAACCGAAAGAACCUCUAUAUCCAGAAACCGAGUACAAGCUUUUUGUUGGGAAUUUAUCCUGGUCAGUCACGUCUGAGAGUUUGACACAAGCAUUUCAAGAGUAUGGAAAUGUGGUUGGAGCAAGGGUUCUGUAUGAUGGGGAGACAGGAAGAUCACGUGGUUAUGGUUUUGUAUGCUUCUCCACAAAAUCAGAGAUGGACACUGCCCUUGAAUCUCUUAAUGGAGUGGAACUAGAAGGACGAGGAAUGCGUGUAAGCCUGGCUCAAGGAAAACGAUCGUAAGAGAUGAAUAGUCAGGGUCCGGUUAGGAAUCAAACUUCCAAUUCAAUGGCUCUUAAGGAAACGAAAAGGAUAUGCUAUUUGGCUAUCACUAAGCAAGGACUUCAGUCACUGAAAAAUCCUUUUCUAUGUUUUUGUCCAUAAUUCGUUGUCCACCUUUUUUAUCUUCUAAGUGAAUCUGUCAUUGUGAAAAUUAUAUAAUUGUCUUUGCUAUAUGUAAUAGCAAGCGAUGUUAUUUUGCUUGGCUAAAAAGUAUGAAAGAAAUCUCAUUAACAUUGAGUCAUGUAUGAGGCUGUGUAGAAAGUAGUAACAUCUGCUAUAAGCAUUCAAGGCCUAAAGCAGGGGUAAGUUCCUCAUCCUAGCAAAACAAAUAUAGUCCAUGUCUGUUUAUUAAAUAGGUACCUAUUUUCACUUAAUACUAUUACGCCGUCUGUAACCAUGAA